CCUCAGACCAGCCCACCUCACCUCCCUGUCCUCUCUGUCUGCUCCCGGUGUCCGUAGACAAAUCUGACCGCGGAUCAGCGCACACGGGCUCCCUCCACACUACGAGUCACACCAACCGGGACUCAGACCAGAGGAAAUCGUGUUCGUCGGCUGGCGAGUCCGCACGCCAAGACACAUCCACAGCAGAGCACAGCGAGGGACGGACGGUGUGAUAAGAAGGGACUGGAUCCACGGGAAGGCUGGAGGAACAACAGAAACCAGCUUUAAUGCAAAAACACGUUUAGUGGCGAGAGGAGACAGAGGACUGGCCGGCCCCGCAGAAGGACAAGUAUUACGCGAAGCUAAUUUCCAACAUUUUCUAUUAUUGGCAGCGGGAGUGAGUGUGUCUCCGAGCCAAAUUUAUAACGAGAGCUAGCGGAAUGUAAUGCUAGCCAGCUAGCUGCUGUUAGCUAGCUAAUUAGCUUGUCAGGCAUCCAGGAGUCGGACGCGUGAUCUUUAUUAAAAUAGGUCACUGUUUGGCGUCGUUUUACUUUUUUAGGGAAAAGGCUGUACUUGAUGUUCUUUGUCCUGGCAUGGUCAUAAUGUUCUGCCUCGAAUAGCUAACGCCAAGUUAAGACAAUAAACAGUACAGGCUGCCCAUAUUGAUGUAAACCAGUUCAAUAUUUCCCCUCUACGCUUUUUGGGGAAAGCCAGUUCCAUUGUGAAUAUCGAGCUGUGGAUAAUUCAACCGGAGAAGGCAAAGGUAAAGACUUUUGACUGGUGACUGUCUGCCGUCCAAUGUUAAUGUCGACCGACGUUGCAUCUAUAAUGCUACCCGUUAGUCGGGGAAUAAUGGAAAGAGACAUUGAUACAACAGCCGGAGCCCUUGCAAACGCGGCCGGGGGUCCAGCAGCUGUCCGUGGGAUGAAGCGAGGAGACCCGGAGCCCGACGCUCAAACAGCCGCUGCGUUGACUGACUUAGCCGGGGCGGAGUGCAAAAGACCAAGGAUAGACGGGAGUGUUGUUGGUGACAUUGGACAGAACAAUGAGCCUUUAAACCCCGGUUUCCAUGGCUACCCACCUCACAGUCAGGGCUCUCAGGAUUCGACAGGAGGACAGGAGGGAUUGGUGGCCCCACCCUUUUCAGCGUUCCCUCCUCCACCCCCUCCUCAAAACGGGCUGCCAGUGACAGAGUUUGGCCCCGGGGCCAUGUUCGCUGGGGGCCAAGGUACAGCAGAGGUAGGGGCUGGUGCUAAUGGAGCCACCACCACUACUGCCACCAACAACAAUGGAAAGACAGAGGAGGUGUCCCAGGGUGAGGCGGGUGUACAGUGCGGUUCAGGAGGCUCAGGAGGAGGAGGUUCUGUGGGAGACCCCUCAGAGGCCAAAGGGACCCCGAAACGCCUCCAUGUCUCAAACAUCCCCUUCCGCUUCCGGGACCCUGACCUCAGGCAGAUGUUUGGGCAAUACGGAAAGAUUCUGGAUGUAGAGAUUAUUUUCAAUGAGAGGGGUUCAAAGGGCUUUGGCUUUGUGACAUUUGAGACCAGCGCAGACGCAGAGAAAGCCAGGGAAAAGCUCCACGGCACGUUGGUGGAAGGUCGUAAAAUUGAGGUGAAUAAUGCUACCGCCAGGGUGAUGACCAACAAGAAAAUGGUCAGCCCCUACCCUAACGGAGAGGCUCUCAGCACGCUGCCUUAUGCAGGGUGGAAAUUGAGUCCAAUGAUGGGGGCCGUGUACGGACCAGAGAUCUACGCAGUCCCAGGGUUUCCCUACCCUUCAGCAGCAGCAGCAGCCACCACAGCAGCAGCAGCGUUCCGUGGCGCCCACCUCCGGGGCCGGGGCCGACCCGUGUACAGCGCCGUGCGGGCUGCUGUGCCUCAGCCUGCCAUCCCCACCUACCCCGGUGUGGUGUAUCAGGAUGGGUUUUACGGAGCUGCCGACUUAUACGGAGGCUACCCUGCUGCUGCUGCCGCCGCCGCCGCUGCCUAUCGCUACGCCCAGCCUGCGGCUGUAACCGGGGCAACCGCCGCAGCUGCCGCCUACAGCGACAGUUACGGCCGGGUGUACACUACAGAUCCCUACCACGCUUUGACUCCAGCUGCUGCUGCUUACGGAGUGGGAGCCAUGGCCAGUUUAUACCGGGCAGGAUACAGUAGGUUUGCUCCGUACUAAAACCACAAAUCACACCAGAGGAAUUUUCACAUCGCUCCAAAAACCCUUUUUCAAGCUCUUUGUUUGGCAGCAGCUCCCCUCCAUCUUUUCUGCAGGCGGACUAUAGUGACAACUCAUGUGUUUUUGUUUUUCCUUUUCUUUUCUUCCCGUUUUUUUUUUUUUUUUUUUUUUGUGGUGGCGAGAGAGGUCAUUUGCCACAUCAUCAACUCAAACUCUGUUUCUGUACUCUUCUGUCUGCCGCCGACACGGAAACAAUGACAAAACUGCCACAUAACAAGCCGGCGCCUGCUACCUUUGAACUACGGGGGCACAAUUUAGGACGUUUUUUAAAAAGAAACACUACAGGAGCUGGAAGGAGAGAGAGACUGGCUGUUUCCUGUGUGAUCCUGCACACAUUUUCCCCCUCUUCAAGUAUAUCCACUGCCCUAUUCUCACCUAUAUACACACACUUUCAUUGAACACCAAGUAUACCGUUUCCUCUCCUUUAGUGUCGGCCUGCACAGAAUGAUGCCGCAGCACAGCGUUACUACGAACGGUACUUCUGUUUUUAAACACUACAUUAAAGCCCUCUGGUUUAGCAUCGUGGUAUAAUAAUGAAACUGCUUGAUACAGAAGAUGUAGGAAUUCUUUCUUGUUGUUUUGUAAAGCUGGAAUACGGGACAUUCAGCCGGAGGGAAUUGGGAGCAUCUGACUGACAGAAACCACUGUUUUCCUGGUAACACGGCAUGGGAAAAAAAUAUUUUUUUUUGUCUAACAUUUCACUACUUCCCCUGAGGAAACACAAGAAAAAAAAGAAUCUCAAAAAAAAAAGAAAAUGACAAAGAAAAAACAAGUGACUUUUUUUUCUGCAUUACCUCAGUUUUUCUGUUUUAGUUUCGCUGCCAUCGAUAAGAAGUUGCAUAGAAAUGUCAUUAUAUAUAACGUGUCAGACAGAGCCAUUCACUUGUCCUUAUUGCUGGUCUUCACAUUUAUUACUGUAACUGCAACACUAAGUGGGGACGUGGCAUCAGUUUGACCCUGGAUGAUGUCCGUUUUUGAUCCGAGGCUCGCCCCUUUUCCUAAAAACUCUCCUAAAUCCGUAAAGACAUUCCAGCUGCAGCGGGUCAGACGGCCAAAGAAACCCACCAUACACAAAAUGAACUAGAUUUAGCUGAUUUUCUGAAGCUGGAACACCCACACAGGGAAGUAAAUCUUCUGCCAGUCAGCCAAAUGGGAAUCCCUCCUGGCCCAACGGAGAUAUUUCUGCCUACAGGCUCCAGGCAGCGCUGCUCUGAUCCCAACUCAGCAGAAACAACGCUAGAUCCCAACAGAACAGCCCAGAUUAGAAUAGAUUUAAAACAGAAAGAGAUUGCAGUCAUGUAAUGGAGUCGUGAAGUAAUAAGAAUUUAUAAGUUUUCCUAUUUAUAUUCAUCAUUUUUAAUGUGAUAUCACGUCAUUUUGUAAUUUUAAAUCCUUCAUCAUGCUCUCUGGGAUUGUUCGCUCCGGAUACUUUUAAAGUUCUCUUCGCCACUCGGUGUCACAAACUGACUGGCAGCCAGACAAUUUAUAGACCAAGUCUGUCCUGUAUGUAUCACAUCUCCAUAUACUCUCACUAUGUUGUUAUUGCUAUUAUUUGCCUUUUUUUGGUUCCAAAGAUUUUCUGAAGAAAGCACAUUUUUGGUCCUGAUGUAUUUCUUAGUUUUGUGGUUGUUUUUUUGCCUUUAUUUUGUUGUUUUUUUAAUGUGUGUGUUUGAAGCUGUAUCUUUCAGUACAGUGUUGAAAAGCACCCUGGGAAAUGUCAUCCAAGCAGCAACUACAACAAAAAAAAAAAGGUUGCAGCAGUUUUGGGAAUUCUGACCCCGUAAAAACAAUCCAGUCCACACAUUUAUUUAUCAGCUUUUUUUUUUUUUUUUGUUAGUUAAAAUGUUGUCAAUGCAGAGGCUGCAGACAAGGGAAAUCAUGCAGACGGAGUCAUGAGGGACACGCAGAAAGACAGAGCAGAUAUUAUGAAUUAAAUUUGCCAUUAGGGCCAAAUUACAGGCAAAGUAAAUGGAGGGAAACGUCCACACAAUGUCAAGCGCCCCGUGGACCCAGCGGCGGCAGCCACCUUUUGAACAAUGAAACAAUGCGUGGGUGGUUAGCAGAGGGACGUUGUGGCUGUGGAGGUGAAGGUGAGGAGCUGAGCCAUUCAUCAUUAGCUGACAGGAUAACAACGUCCCCUGCUGUCCUUUUCUUUUUUUGUAAUUUUUUCUCAGUGCGCUCAGGGUGGGGCGGACAGCACGAGGAGGGGUGUGAUGUUGUUUUUGUAUGAUUGUGAAAACUGUGUGCAGUAGGUCCAAUGAGUAUUUUUGACGCGCAUUACCUCUUUUUUUUGUCUUUUAUUAUUCCUUACAAGUAUUAUCAGAAGUGUUGCUAUGCAUGCUUUUGUGAGAGAGGAAAGAAUCUUUUUCAUUUGUGCAUGAAUUCAAAUCAUAGUGCUGGAGGAGGGAGAAGAGGAGGAGGAGGAGGAGGAUGGAGGUGUUUACAGAGGAGCUGUGUGAUGGGAGGCGACAGGAGCGAUGUCAGUGAAGAGGGUCCGGUAGAAAGUGUCUCUGGGUGGGGGAGGAGGAGGAGGAGAAGUGGCCCCGCAGUCGCUUUAUGGAAGCCGAUUGGGUCCACUUUAAUAAUCUGGGUUAUCGCUGCUCUGUGCCUCUGGUUGCCGUGGUAAUCACCAGCCGUAUCAGAUGCAUAAAGUUUAAUUUGGUGUGUCGAGACCCCCUGUGGUUUUCUUUUAUAAUGAAAAUAAAACAAUAACGACAGAAGCCCACGAAACGAUAAUUAAAAAAACCCAGAUCUGGUAGAUGAGGCUGGUGAUGUGGCUGCAGCUGCUCCUCCUGCAGCACCUCCACCUCCCUCAUCCUUCACAUGGAGGAGGUGUAGUGGCUGUGGAGCAGUGCGGUGCAGCUGCAGUGACUCCUGCGGGUGGCUCUGCCUGUUUUCCUCUCUUCUAAUUGGAGUGAAUCUUACUGGGAAGGCUGCAGAAGCGAGCGUAGAGGUGUGCUGGAACACGAGUCCUCCUCAGACGCUGACCCCGACCGACUCCCUGCACUGUGCCCGAGUCAACCCAGUGGGAGUUUGUUUGUUUUUUUGUACAGGGAUUUCAUAAAUGAGUUUGAAUUGCAUGUGGAUUUUUUUUUAAUGUCACAUGCAUUUAAAAGCUCAUUUAUCCAAGUGAUUUUUUUUUCAAUAAGUGACAUGUAUUUUCUCACAAUGUUUUAUUUUGCCAUCCUUGUGUCUGCCUUCUGUUUAUUCUCUUCAUUAUUAUUGAAUGUAUAUAAUAAAUAAACUGUUUGGUUUUUA
Molecule: messenger RNA, 5469 nt
Organism: Centropristis striata (black sea bass)
Lineage: Eukaryota; Metazoa; Chordata; Actinopteri; Perciformes; Serranidae
Product: RNA binding protein fox-1 homolog 2-like
Biological process (GO): regulation of alternative mRNA splicing, via spliceosome; nervous system development
Cellular component (GO): cytoplasm; nucleus
Molecular function (GO): mRNA binding
Source: RefSeq, a predicted model, not a curated record